AAGUCGUGUAUCGAGUCACAGCACCUGUCUUAGAAAGCUUUGAGGUAUUUGAUUCUCGAGACUAAGCUGAUCUUUUAAUAUAACAGAAUUAGUAAGCCUCUACUGGUAGGUAAAGUAGAUGACCCGAACUGGAAUCCCAUCGCCCUGAGGCGAAAGAUCAUCGUCGUGAUGUUCACCUUCCACCUUCGUCCUGCAGCAUCUCAAUGGCCUCAUGGCGAUCACCGUAGCUCGUUCGGUAGGCUUACGAGCUAUUGAUAUAUAAGAACCACUCUCGCCUUGUCCUUUUUCUUUCUCUUUUUUGAUCUCACUUCACCUCAACCAACAAAUAAUCCAAAUCAUCUGGUUUCCAUACCUUAUAAUAUAAUAUCCUAAUAUUACCUGUUAAAAGCAUCAUGAAGCUCCAACUCACAUCCCUAUUCCUCGGCCUUGCCGCCACGGUCGUGUCUGCACAGGAGCAGCUGCAGACCGGCCCCUUUUCUCUACACAUUACUGGUAAAGGAGAGAAUAGCUCAAUUGAUGGCUACGCAGGAUCUUGCCACGCCGGAGCCGCCAUCGAGGGAUUCUGCUACUCCGCCGGCGAACUCCCCGCCGGCAGCAACUCCUUCCAGUACUACUUCAACUACACGAACGGCAGCAGCACGAUCGGCGACGCGCCCAUCGGCCAAGUGAUCUGGAAGCUUCCUUACUUAAACGGGACUGAGCAGGCGUAUGUCGAGCAGACGAUGGGGCUGCAGUACUCGGUGAACAGCAACGUGGCGGCGCCCAUGUUCGGCUUCGGCUCCUACUCCUACCUGCCCCUCGGCUUCGACGCCGACGGCAAGCUCUUCGCCUACAGCUACCUCGACGACUCGACUUUUACCCCCGGCCAGAACCCCGGCCAGGGCGCGGAGCCAAAGGCGUACUACCAGUGGUACGUGUGCUGGCAGUACUUCACGAGUUACUACUACCAGUCGGUGGGGUGGUCUACGACUGAUACCCCCCAUAACCCGACUUGCGAGGCUGUGGACAUCACCCAGGUGUUCGCUACUUCUUAAGGGGGGUGGGGAGUGGCCUAUCUUAUUUACCUACCUCUUAACCCUAAUGCUUGAUAUGAGAGAAAAAGUUGGAUGGCCACUCGGGUAUAUGAUGGACGAUAAUGAACAGUAUGAGUAUACGAGAUUCUGUUAAUGGCUUGGGAUCAUGAAAAUAAAGAGGAAGAAUUUAAAAGGCUUUAAUGAUAGGAAUAUAAUAAUAAUAACAACUUGACCACGAA
Molecule: messenger RNA, 1252 nt
Organism: Hypoxylon fragiforme
Lineage: Eukaryota; Fungi; Ascomycota; Sordariomycetes; Xylariales; Hypoxylaceae
Exons: 3
Coding region: 393-1034 (213 amino acids)
Source: RefSeq, a predicted model, not a curated record